This is a messenger RNA of Camarhynchus parvulus, 2016 nucleotides long. It is a transcript of the gene DIPK2A, whose product is annotated as divergent protein kinase domain 2A. Gene Ontology annotation, cellular component: COPI vesicle coat. The transcript has 3 exons. Gene Ontology annotation, biological process: regulation of phosphatidylinositol 3-kinase/protein kinase B signal transduction; cardiac muscle cell proliferation. Bases 77 to 1366 code for a protein of 429 amino acids. The record is from RefSeq and is a predicted model, not a curated record. Lineage: Eukaryota; Metazoa; Chordata; Aves; Passeriformes; Thraupidae.
GGAGCCGGAGCCGCGGCGCGGCCGGGGCGGCCAGCGAGCGCGGCGGAGGGCGGGGGGCCCGGCGCGGCCCGGGACGAUGCUGCGGCUGGUGUCGCUGAAGUUGGGGCGGCUGUACCGCUACGUGAAGCUGGCGGUGCUGGGCAGCCUGGCGGCGGCGCUGGUGCUGAACACGCACUCGCUGCUGGCCUCGCUGCAGCGCAACGAGCUGUCGGAGCGGCGCUUCUUGCAGCUCAAUAAGUGCCCGGCCUGCUGGGGCACCAGCUGGUGCCGCAAGUUCCUCAACGGGCAGCUGCGGCUGGAGAGCUGGGGCCGCCUGCGCCUGCUGGACUUCUUCAACGUGAAGAACGUGUACUUCGCGCGGUACGGGGAGCCCCGCGAGGGCUCCCGCCGCGUCGUGCUGAAGCGCCUGGGCUCGGCGCAGGAGCUCGCCGACAUCGACACCAAAAUCUGCCGCCGCGCCACCGGCAGGGGCCGCUGCGACCUGCUGCAGGCGCUGCCCGCCACCGAGUUCGCCAGCCUGAACGGCGACGUGCGGCUGCUCACCCCCGGCGCCGUGGAGGGCUGGUCCGACCUGGUGCACUGCCCCUCGCAGCGCCUGCUCGACCGCCUGGUGCGCCGCUACGCCGAGACCAAGGACUCGGGCAGCUUCCUGCUGCGCAACCUGAAGGACUCGGAGCGCAUGCAGCUGCUCAUCACCCUCGCCUUCAACCCCGAGCCGCUGGUGCUGCAGAGCUUUCCAUCUGACGAGGGUUGGCCCUUUGCAAAGUACUUGGGAGCAUGUGGAAGGAUGGUGGCUGUCAACUACGUGGGAGAGGAGCUGUGGAGUUACUUCAAUGCACCAUGGGAGAAACGAGUGGAUCUGGCCUGGCAAUUAAUGGAAAUAGCUGAGCAGCUGACAAAUAAUGACUUUGAAUUUGCACUCUACCUCCUUGAUGUCAGCUUUGACAACUUUGCAGUGGGACCGAGAGAUGGGAAAGUUAUCAUUGUAGAUGCAGAAAACGUUCUGGUGGCAGACAAAAGGUUGAUCAGACAGAAUAAACCUGAGAACUGGGACGUGUGGUACGAGAGCAAGUUUGACGACUGUGAUAAAGAAGCUUGUCUGUCCUUCUCUAAGGAGAUCCUUUGUGCUCGAGUCACUGUGGACCACAACUAUUACGCCAUUUGUCAGAACCUUUUGUCCAGACACGCCACGUGGCGGGGCACCUCGGGGGGGCUCCUGCACCACCCCCCAGCUGAGAUUGCCAAAGAGGGGCGCCUGGAGGCCCUGCUGGAUGAGUGUGCCAACCCAAAGAAGAGAUACGGCCGAUUCCAGGCCGCCAAGGAGCUGCGGGAGUACCUGGCACAGCUCAGUAACAACGUCAGGUAGUCCUCAGUGAAGGUCUUUGGCAACACUGGCUAAAACACUAUUGCAAAGACACGUAGAAAACAGAAGUUUUGGACUCCUCUGUUAAAAAGAGAGAAUUAAAAAACCCUAGUUUAUCAGUUUUCUAAAUACUGUAAAAAUAGAAUUUUAUGGUGUUAUAAUGUUCCUUUGCAAACAAACAAGGUACUUACUGAAUUAAAACUUGAGCUACUAUUGACUGUUCUCCCUAACUGUUCAAAAGGGAGUAGGUCACAAAAGACUGUGAUAGCUUAAUUGACAGCUUGUGUGUCAAAGGGUACUUUACCUAAAACUGCAUUAGUGUCACAGUUUUGUGAAACUGAUGUUCUUACUUGGAAAGUCAAGUUAGACUGGUGGCCUGUUUUAAAGGCCUUUUUCCUGACAUCAUUGUCUCAUUUUUGUGUUUAUUUAAACACCUUGAAGUGGCAUUUACAUCCAAGCAAACCUAGCUGUCUGCAUUGUUUCAAACUGAACAGGCUUUCAUGUUAAUGCUGUGCAGAACAUUCCUACUGUGAGUGCAGAAUUCCUGAGUUUACUGUCUGAUUUUAGGGGGUUUUACACUGUAUUUUACUAUGCUUAGACAUUGUAGUUUGUUUUUUUAAGAUCAUCAUAAACUCAAAUCUCACUUGAACUAA